AUGGGGCCCCCCAGGACCGCAUUUGCUUCUCUGGCGGAGGCGCUGCGCAAGGCGGGGGCCGCGAGGGCGGCUUGGGGCCCAGCAAUUCGUCGGCCCACAGCCCCCACAGGCCCUCGGGGGAGCGGCGGGGCCCCGGGGAGAAGCGGGAAGCAGCAGCAGCAGCAGCAGCAGAAAGGAGAGACGCAGCAGAAGCAGCAGCAGCAGCAGACAGGCCUCCUACGUUCAGGCGGGACAUGCAGCAGCAGCAGCACCGACAGGGCAACGCCUGGGGCCGCUCGUCAGACCACCGAAGACAGCGGGGGCCCCGGUCUUGCUGCUGCUGCUGCUGCUGCAGCAGCAGAUGACACGGGCCCAGGAUUCCAGACGGACGCGCAGAUCGCAGCAGCAAAGGCCGACUCGGGGGCCCCGGCGCCCAGACCAUUGGUCAAGUGGACAGGAGGAUCGCCCGGGGUGGCCCUGCAGACGCUGGAGGAGUCUGCUGCUGCUGCUGCUGCAGCAGCAGCAGCAGCAGGAGUGCCCGUGGGGGCCUGGGACCAGAAGACGAGGAGGCGAUGUUCAGCGCUGUGA
Eimeria tenella is the source of this 567-nucleotide messenger RNA. RefSeq lists its product as uncharacterized. The record is from RefSeq and is a predicted model, not a curated record. Lineage: Eukaryota; Apicomplexa; Conoidasida; Eucoccidiorida; Eimeriidae. The transcript has 6 exons. The coding region runs from base 1 to 567 and encodes 188 amino acids.